AGGCGCCUCCUGUAGCGGGAGUCAAAGGUUGCGGGGAGGAGCUGGCAGCUGUCUGGCGGCACCUCCCUGAGCGGUACACUGCUCCUCUAGUGUCGGUGUGGCUCUGAUGGAUGCUUCUGCUGGGAUGGUCUUGAGCGAUGCUACCGCUGCGGACGCUCGAGAGGAGGUGGAGGAUGACGCUCCAGUCCACGGCGCUGCCCUGGAAGCGUUCGGCGAGAGUGCGGAGACCCGCGAGCUGCUCGGUCGCCUGCGGGCGGUGUUCGACGAGCGUGCGGCCCGGGAAGUGGCGGAGGAGCGGUUCCGCGUAAUUAUGGACAAAUACCAGGAACAGCCUCAUUUGCUGGACCCACACCUUGAAUGGAUGAUGAACUUAUUAUUGGACAUAGUACAAGACAAGACAUCUCCACCUGCCCUUGUACAUUUGGCUUUUAAAUUCCUUUACAUCAUCACCAAGGUUCGAGGAUACAAAGUUUUUCUGCGUUUAUUUCCUCAUGAAGUGUCUGAUGUGCAGCCUGUGUUAGAUAUGUUCCCAGGUCAGAAUCCUAAAGACCAUGAGACAUGGGAAACUCGCUACAUGCUUUUACUGUGGCUCUCGAUGACCUGCUUGAUCCCUUUUGAUUUUUCACGCCUUGAUGGGAACCUCCAUACUCAUCCUGGGGAAGCACGGCUGCCCAUAAUGGACCGUAUUCUGCAAAUAGCACAGUCCUAUUUGGUGGUCAGUGACAAGGCACGAGAUGCAGCUGCUGUCCUUGUGUCCAAGUUUAUCACACGUCCUGAUGUAAAGCAGAGAAAGAUGGCUAGCUUCCUGGAUUGGAGCCUAUGUACCUUGGCCCAUUCCUCCUUCCAGACUAUUGAAGGGGUCAUUGCCAUGGACGGGAUGCUUCAGGCUUUGGCCCAAACAUUUAAACAUGGAAAACGUGAAGACUGUCUACCCUAUGCCAACACUGUGCUUCAGUGCCUGGAUGGAUGCAAACUUCCUGAUAGCAACCAGACUCUGUUGCGGAAGCUUGGGGUAAAGCUUGUACAGCGGCUGGGGCUGACCUUCCUAAAGCCAAAGGUGGCCACUUGGAGGUAUCAGCGUGGCUGCCGGUCAUUGGCUGCUAACCUGCAGCUGUCUGCCCAUGGUAGGAGCAAACAGAAGCUGCUGUCUGACAGUGUGACUUCGGAUGGUGAUGAGGACUACGAUGUCCCAGAGGGGGUGGAAAGUGUCAUAGAGCAGCUGCUGGUUGGGUUGAAGGACAAGGACACUGUGGUGCGGUGGUCUGCAGCUAAAGGAAUUGGUAGAAUGGCUGGAAGGCUUCCCAGGGAGCUGGCUGAUGACGUAGUGGGUUCUGUGUUGGACUGUUUCAGUUUUCAGGAGACGGAUAAGGCCUGGCAUGGUGGGUGCCUGGCGCUAGCGGAACUGGGGAGACGAGGCCUUCUGCUGCCUUCACGACUUGCUGGAGUUGUCCCUGUGAUCCUGAAGGCACUGACCUAUGAUGAGAAGCGAGGUGCCUGCAGUGUGGGUGCCAACGUCCGGGAUGCUGCCUGCUAUGUGUGCUGGGCCUUUGCACGUGCCUAUGAACCUCAGGAGCUAAAACCCUUCGUAACUGCCAUUUCAAGUGCACUGGUCAUUGCUGCGGUGUUUGACCGAAAUGUGAACUGCAGGAGAGCAGCCUCUGCUGCCUUCCAGGAGAACGUGGGGAGACAGGGCACUUUCCCUCAUGGAAUUGAUAUUUUGACAGCAGCAGAUUAUUUUGCAGUUGGUAACAUAUCUAACUGCUUCCUGGUUAUAAGUGUGUUUAUUGCUGGCUUCCCAGAGUACACUCAGCCACUGAUAGACCACCUGGUCUCCAUGAAACUUAACCAUUGGGACGGGGCCAUACGAGAGCUGUCUGCAAAGGCACUGCACAACCUGACCGCACGAGCACCUGAGUACAGCGCCACUCAUGUGUUCCCAGUGCUGUUGUUGAUGACACUGAGUUCGGAUCUGCACACACGGCAUGGGGCCAUUCUCGCCUGCGCGGAGGUCACCUCCGCCCUGUACAAGCUGGCAGCACAGAGUAGCAGGCCUGUCACAGACUUUAUGGAUGAAAAGACAGUGCAAGGCCUGAAGCAGAUCCACCAGCAGCUUUCUGAUCGUCAUCUGUACAGGGGUCUUGGAGGAAAACUCAUGAGACAAGCAGUGUGCAUUUUAAUAAAGAACUUGUCACUUUCCAGAAUGCCCUUUAAAGGUGACACUGUGAUUGAUGGCUGGCAGCAGCUGAUAAAUGACACUCUCAGAAGUCUCCAGCUGGUUUCAGUUCAUUCUAGACAACAGGUCAAGGAGGCAGCUGUCUCAGCUCUGGCUGCUCUAUGCAAUGAAUACUACAGAAAGGAGCCUGGGGAGGCAGGACCUGACAUUGAAGAGGAGCUUAUUCCACAGUACCUUGCUGAGCUCCAGAGCCCAGAGGAAAUGACCCGCUGUGGCUUCUCCUCAGCCUUGGGUGCCCUCCCAGGCUUCCUUCUGAGAGGUCAUCUGCAGCAGGUUCUUGAAGGUCUUCGAGCAGUCACCUGCAUCUCUCCCAAGGAUGUGAGCUUUGCUGAGGCCAGGAGGGACAGCUUGAAGGCAAUCUCAAGGAUUUGCCAGACUGUUGGUGUGAAAGCAGACAGUGCCCCCAGCGAAGCAGUGUGCAGAGAGAACGUUUGUGAAGUUUAUGCCACACUGCUGGAUUGCAUGAAUGACUACACCACAGAUAGCAGAGGGGACGUGGGGACCUGGGUCCGUGAGGCUGCCAUGACCAGUCUGAUGGACUUGACACUUUUGCUGGCACAAACAGAACCCACACUUAUUGAAGCCCACAUCUGUAAGCGUGUUAUGUGUUGCGUGGCCCAGCAGGCAAGUGAGAAGAUUGAUCGGUUUCGUGCUCAUGCCGCCCACGUGUUUCUGACUCUCUUGCACUUUGACAGCCCCCCCAUUCCCCAUGUGCCUCACCGAGGAGAACUGGAAAGGCUAUUUCCCAGGUCUGAUGUGGCUUCCGUGAACUGGAAUGCACCUUCCCAGGCCUUUCCUCUCAUCACUCAGCUCCUGGGGCUGCCCACCUACCAAUACCACGUCUUGCUGGGGCUGGCUGUAUCUGUGGGAGGCUUGACAGAGUCUACGGUCAGGUAUUCCACACAGAGCCUCUUCCAGUACAUGAAGGGGAUUCAGAUGGAUGUACAGGCUCUAGAGAACUUCAGUAAUACACUCCUGCAAGUCUUUGAAGACAACCUCCUGAAUGACAGGGUUUCUGUGUCACUGCUGAAGAUGCUGGACCAACUUCUGGCCAACGGGUGCUUUGAUAUCUUCACCACUGAGGAGAACCACCCCUUUUGUGUGAAGUUGCUUGCACUUUGUAAGGAAGAAAUCAAGAGGUCAAAAGACAUCCAGAAACUCCGGUCAAGCAUUGCGGUGCUUUGUGGGAUGGUGUACUUCUGUGGUGAUGUGAGAAAGAAGGUACUUUUACAGCUGUUGCUCCUCCUCUGCCACCCAUUCCCUGUGAUCCGGAAGACAACUGCAAGCCAGGUGUAUGAGAUGGUGCUCACCUCCAGUGAUGCAGUGGACAUUGAUGUCCUGGAAGAGGUCAUGGCUGUGCUCAAUGACACAGCCUGGGAUGGAGAGAUCUCAGUCGUAAGAGGGCAGCGGAAUCGCCUAUGUGACCUCUUUGGUGUACCCAGACCUCAGCUGGUCCCCAAGCCUGGUGUGCACUAAAGUUACUCCUGGGAGCGGAGCCCUUAGCCAACUCUGCUGGAACAUUCGCACUGAGGUGUUGCUGCAAGCUACAGGUUAUAGAAACCUGGUGCCAUGGGGCCUAAGGUCUCUCUCUGCUGGGACACCUGCUGCUGGGACUCAGAGGCUAUCACCAGAGGGCAGUGUUUCCUCAUGUGUGCAGUGCUCUGUUAGCUGGGGUUGUCUGUGAUUCUACCAUUCCUUAAUAUAGUUGUACUUCCCAUUAAAUCAUGUACCACAUGGUUCA
Molecule: messenger RNA, 3974 nt
Organism: Jaculus jaculus (lesser Egyptian jerboa)
Lineage: Eukaryota; Metazoa; Chordata; Mammalia; Rodentia; Dipodidae
Gene: Tbcd
Product: tubulin folding cofactor D
Exons: 39
Coding region: 107-3709 (1200 amino acids)
Biological process (GO): post-chaperonin tubulin folding pathway; tubulin complex assembly; bicellular tight junction assembly
Cellular component (GO): lateral plasma membrane
Molecular function (GO): beta-tubulin binding; GTPase activator activity
Source: RefSeq, a predicted model, not a curated record